UCAAAAAUUGAAAAACCUAGUAGAAAAAUAGAACAGAAGUUUUCUUUUUUCAACUACUUUUUUUAUUCUUUUGAAUCGAAAUAUUUUAAAAGAAAAAAAAUAUGAUUCCACAUUUAAAUCAAGAAAACGACAAACAUUAAUUUCCAAAACAAAAAAAAAUAUUAAUCAAAAAAACAUGUCCGAAAUCGAUUCACAUCACGACUCCCAAUUAGAACUCUUUGGCGAGCAUAUGGAAAACUAUAAUGUCGAAGCCUCAGCUAUCCAUCGUAAACUUCAGAGUAAAAUCGAAGCUUUACGAAUUCUAAGGAAAGAACUCGAACAAUUUCGCACUGAAAGAGAUCAAUUCAAGUUGAUGGCAGAGACAUUGCAACUGCGAUACUCUGCCGUUCGCAGAAACACUGACUACAACAAUUGUGGCUUUGGGGGGAAAUCAUCAGUGGCAAAUAUGUUGCAUGAGACGAGGGAAAGAAAUAUCAAACUUACCACAGAACUGGAAUCAAUGAAACAAAAGCUUUUCGAACUUCAGGGGGAUAUAGAAGUCUUGAGAGCUCGAGGGAAUGUGGGAAUUUGUAGAGAUGUUCAGCCAUCAACCUCAAGUUCUGCGAACAAAGAGGAAGAGCAAUGGAAACAGGAAAAGGCAGAUUUCAUUUGUCAUUUAGAGAAUCUCAAAAAGAAGAAUGCUCAGUUAGCUUUCGAUUUGAAGGCAAUUCUUGAUGAAAAGGAAGAAGCUGUAACCGAGAGAGAUGCCUACAAAUGUAAGGCACAUCGGUUGAAUCAUGAAUUGCUUUUAGCACUCAAAGCCAAUGAAUCACAUCCAAGGCUUCUUGAUAUAGACAGCAUAGUUCUAGAAAAUAAGUACCUGCAAGAGAGACUAAAGAAUUCCGAAUCUGAAUUAGAAUUGACGACACAAUCGAUGAACAAAUACAAGGCAAUGCUGGAUGCAAAACGCAAGAAAGGUAUCAUUAAAUUAGGAAAUAACAGUCAAGAUAUUAUGUCCCAUAAGCAAGUGAAAAAAUUACUAGAUAAUGGUGUUGAUUUGCCUACAAAAACCGAAACCAUAGCCGAUUUAAAAUCUCUAUGUCUCGCUUUACUGGAUAAUCUCAACGAUAAGAAUCUCGCUCUAAAUCAUCAAAAGAAAACGAAUAAAAUUCUAGCAUCGAAAAUAGCCGAAUUAGAACAACGAAUCCAGAUAGUUUCUGGUUGUGAAUCAAGUUCAUCGGAUGUUAUCUGUUUCUCACCAUCACAAAUUCUACUCAAUGGCUAUUGUCCUUCAAGUGUUGACACCGAUGCCAAAUCGCCAAACGUUACCGAAGAUUCUGGCACAAUGUCUUCCGAACCUGAUGAUUCACAGAAAACCUCCAGAGUCUCCGAAGAAGAUGGUAUGUCUUCAUCGUUAUCAACCGAAUCUGGUCGAAGUAUUCUCUCAUCGGAGUAUGAUGUUGGCGGCGGUGUUGGUGGCAGCAGGAGCGGAACUCAAUGUACCUUGCUUACAAAUCAUGACCUCAUGACAUCGCUGUUUCAUCCUUCAUUCAAAGAUGUUAUCGAUACAAAUGUGUCGUCGAUAACAUCGUCCAUUGCAAAAGAACGUUUAGACGAUCUAAAAGAUUUGCCACCGGAAUUGGCUGCAAUGGUCCAAAAGGCAUUACAUGACUUGGACGUUCAAGAAUUUGAGGAAUCGCUGAUCGAAGAUGCAGCGCAUUAGUAAAACAGAGAAAUGAUAUUCUAAAUUUAUUAUUCCUUAAUUUAUAGCUUAUGUAAAUUCUAGUCAGGGAAUUGAUAUAAAUCGUAUAUAAAACCCCAAAAUAAGCUUAUUUCCCUAAUCCUCCUCCUGACCCACCCAAUUCUAUGUGUGUAUUGUAUAUGAGAAAAGUUACUGUAAAAUAACUAUGUAAAAUUGUAAAGGAACAAAGAAAUAUAGGUCGUGCUAGAGAAUGAAAAAGAAAAUAAUAAACAAAAAUAUUCUAAACUAUUAA
Molecule: messenger RNA, 1973 nt
Organism: Episyrphus balteatus (marmalade hoverfly)
Lineage: Eukaryota; Metazoa; Arthropoda; Insecta; Diptera; Syrphidae
Product: coiled-coil domain-containing protein 149
Exons: 7
Coding region: 176-1702 (508 amino acids)
Source: RefSeq, a predicted model, not a curated record